AUGCUAAAAAUUAUUAUUCCUACUAUUAUACUAAUUCCACUCACAUGACUAUCAAAAAGCAAUAUAAUAUGAAUUAACUCAACAAUCUAUAGUCUAAUAAUCAGCAUAGUAUGCCUACCUUUAAUAAACCAACCUUGCGAUAACAGCUUAAACCUAUCCAUGUUAUUUUUCUCUGACUCACUAUCAACUCCCCUAUUAAUACUGACAACCUGACUUUUACCUCUUAUAAUUAUUGCUAGCCAAUAUCAUAUAACCAAAGAGCCCCUCGCACGAAAAAAACUCUACAUUACCAUGAUAAUUCUACUUCAAAUUUUCUUAAUUAUAACUUUCUCCGCUACUGAAUUAAUUAUAUUUUACAUUUUAUUUGAAGCCACACUUGUACCGACUUUAAUUAUCAUUACUCGAUGAGGGGGCCAAACAGAGCGAUUAAAUGCUGGAAUUUAUUUUCUAUUUUAUACUCUGGCUGGGUCACUUCCCCUUUUAGUUGCUCUAACUUACACUCAAACCACCCUAGGUUCACUAAACAUACUACUAACUCAAUAUUUAACUGAGCGAUUAACCCAUGUUUGAGGUGAUUCACUUUUAUGAUUAGCAUUCAUACUAGCAUUUAUGGUAAAAAUACCUCUUUAUGGUCUUCACCUAUGACUACCAAAAGCCCAUGUAGAAGCUCCAAUUGCAGGCUCAAUAGUCCUAGCGGCUAUUCUACUAAAACUAGGGGGAUAUGGAAUAUUACGUAUUACCAUAAUACUCAACCCUACUGUUAAUUUCAUAGCAUAUCCUUUUAUGAUACUAUCCAUAUGAGGCAUAGUUAUAACUAGCUCCAUCUGUCUUCGUCAAACAGAUCUAAAAUCACUAAUUGCAUAUUCAUCCGUAAGUCAUAUAGCACUUGUAAUCAUAGCUAUUUUAAUCCAAAGCCCCUGAAGUUUCAUAGGAGCUACCGCACUAAUAAUCGCCCAUGGCCUAACAUCCUCACUAUUAUUCUGUUUAGCAAAUUCUAAUUAUGAACGAACUCAUAGCCGAACUAUAAUCUUAGUUCGAGGACUACAAAUAAUUCUCCCUCUUAUAGCAGCUUGAUGACUUCUAGCAAGCCUGACAAACCUAGCCUUACCUCCAUCUAUUAACCUAAUUGGAGAACUAUUCGUUACAGUAUCUAUAUUCUCAUGAUCUAACUUCUCCAUCAUUUUAUUGGGAAUCAAUAUUACUAUCACUGCCUUGUAUACACUCUACAUAUUAAUCAUAACCCAACGAGGUAAAUAUACAUACCAUAUUCACAAUAUUAAACCCUCCUACACUCGAGAAAAUACCCUAAUAUUACUACAUCUUACUCCUCUACUACUAUUAAUAAUUAACCCCAAAAUUAUCCUAGGAACUAUGUACU
Messenger RNA from Myotis myotis, 1378 nucleotides. The record is from the annotation of a RefSeq genome assembly. Lineage: Eukaryota; Metazoa; Chordata; Mammalia; Chiroptera; Vespertilionidae.